GGUGUCUCCGAUGGCCUCACCGUGCCCUUUGCCCUCGCAGCGGGGCUGUCCGGUGCCAAUGUUACCUCCAGCAUCAUCCUCAUUGCUGGCAUUGCUGAAGUUGCUGCCGGAGCCAUCUCCAUGGGACUCGGCGGAUACCUUGCAGCUAAAAGUGAAGCGGAUCAUUACAUGAGAGAACUGAAGAGGGAACAAGAAGAGGUGAUUGAGGUUCCAGACACAGGUAAUUUAGCCUUAACUCGCUUUGUUAACGAUAGAAAUCACAGACCAUCUGAAAUGACAUGAUAUAGUCCGGUUUGAGCAUAAGUUUUAGUAGCUUUACUUUUGAUUUCUCCAAAACGCCUCUACAUAUAGAGAUAAUAUUCUUUACUUAUAAACCUAUGAUUUUCCUCUUAAUUUAAUGAACGUGUGACUACUUCUAUAAUAAGUAAUCCUCAACAAUUCUCCCCUCGAACAACGUUUACCAUAGAACCUCACUUGAGGUUUCCUUCUCUGAAGCUCUCGAGCAGUCUCCCCUUAAUCGAGGCUUGACUCCUUCUCUAGAGCCCUUGAACAAAGUUCACCUUUUGUUCGACACUUGAGUUACCUUUUGCUACAUCUUCGAGGCUCACAACUUUUUUGUUCGACACUUAGGAUUCUAUUGACCGAGUUGAGAUAAGGGUGUGGAUCUGA
Cucurbita pepo subsp. pepo (vegetable marrow) is the source of this 669-nucleotide messenger RNA. Lineage: Eukaryota; Viridiplantae; Streptophyta; Magnoliopsida; Cucurbitales; Cucurbitaceae. The record is from RefSeq and is a predicted model, not a curated record.